AUGUCUAACAAACGUACUGUGGACGAGCGUGUUCUGAUAUGUCUAUUGUACGAGUUCAAGCUCGGUCACAGUACGAGGACGGCGCGUGAGAAUCUGAAUCGCGUAUAUGGCUACGGUGCAAUCGCAGAUGGAACAGUGACGAGAUGGUACGCAAAAUUUCGACGUGGAAGGUACAGCCUCGAGAGGAAGACGACAAGCGGCGUGUCACGCGUCCUGGAUGACGACGAACUGGAGCAGACUGUGAAAGAGAAUCCAGGAUUGAGUAUUUCCCAACUUGCAAAGCGAUUCAACGUCGGUAUGACCACCAAUGUGGAAGCACCUCCAGAGAAUCUCGAAAGGCGAUAA
This is a messenger RNA of Ostertagia ostertagi, 345 nucleotides long. The record is from the annotation of a GenBank genome assembly. Lineage: Eukaryota; Metazoa; Nematoda; Chromadorea; Rhabditida; Trichostrongylidae.